Molecule: messenger RNA, 3569 nt
Organism: Fusarium verticillioides 7600
Lineage: Eukaryota; Fungi; Ascomycota; Sordariomycetes; Hypocreales; Nectriaceae
Exons: 2
Coding region: 2259-2492 (77 amino acids)
Source: RefSeq, a predicted model, not a curated record
UGAUGUCAGUUUCUUCCGAACUCGUCCGGCGCAAACAGUCACCGAACUAUGCCCGAGUCGCCGAAUGGGCUUCAAUUCAAACAAAACUGCCUGUAAGUAGAGAACUCCGAGGAUAUGCUACAAUGAGAGGUGAUUUUGGGACAAUCUUUUUCAAUGUUCGAGAGAACUGCGCAUCUGAUUGCUAAUGUUACAGAGCUGAGUAUCGGCUGCCCAGGAAGCAAACCCCCAAUCUCUUGUUGUAAUGCAAAACAUGCCGUCACCGAAGCGUCUUUCCAACAGAGCCAUGACAGAUGGUAAACCGGAUGGACGGCCGACCACUCGCUCUCCAGCUCCAGCGGUUCAUGUCCCUAUAUCGCCCGCGAGAAUUCCAGAAUGGGCGUGGCAGCAUAUAGUAUCUUAAAUAUAAAGUAAAGCUCGAUUAUGCCGCAGAACGCCGUAACAAGAUUCGAGAGCAGCGGCAGUGAUGGCGGCGUUCUGCGGUGAAAGCGGCAUGGUAUCCAGUAUGUUCAACUGGGUAAACGCGAUGCCGCGCUCAAUCCGAUCUCAUGGCGCUAAAGUUCCACCUGCACAGUGAAUCAGGGGACUUCUACAGAGUACUCCGUAGGUGAUUCAAUCAAUACGGAGUAGGUACCCGCAGUUGGCAUCUCGGCAUCACCGUUGGAGUCCCUCUACCGGUAAGCAACGACUUUGGUUUUCGCUAACUCUCGGGUCGUUGGGCUAUGCCAGGUUCCACGGGCCAUCGGCGUUCAUAAUUCGGAAUGUUUAUGUGAGGUCGCCGUCUAGAUCCUCAUCUGGAUUUAUCUCGCCUCAUGUAUCGCUUCAUGGCAAGUCAGGUCGGAGCGCCCCGAGAAACGAAACACCUCAUGGCCUGACAUGGGGAAUGUUCCGGGAAUGAUGAACCCUUUGAUCAUUGCCAACCCUUGGUCAGGUAUGAUUAUUGGCUGGUAACGGCUAUGCUGCUUUGACUUACCUACCCGGGACCAGUUUGUAAUUCCACAGUCUCGAGGUAGAGUGCAAAGCUGAUGUGUCGACUCUCGAACGAUAGUCAGUCGAGCAAACGAAGUUAUCUCGGUGAAUGCAGUGCACCCCAUCUAGUUUACCCAAAACAGCCAAGCAUCUGUCGAUUUUUUCGAAUGAGGUGGGCUUUACAUGCAGCAUACUCGAACCUCUCAAUAUCAUACAAGUCAAGAAUGAGACUAUUCACAUGUUGCCCGCGUCAAUUGUCUCAUUUCUAGUCCAUGCACCUCGAUAAUAUGAUUCAUUUUUUAUGAAUACAUGAUAAAUAUGCGGACCAGAAGUUCUGAGAACCAGCCAUAGUCAAGCUUACUAUCUUGUGCCUGCGCAAUGCUCUACCCGUUUAUCGACAAAUUCUCAACAAUCAUCCAUCGUCGGAUAGCAUUGAAACACUCAUAAUAACUCCAUAAUCUCAUACAAGUGAGUAAACUUUGGUAGUAUAUUUAUGGAAGGAGACAGAAGAAAAGGACAAAUCUGGCCUUACCAUGGACACGAUGGCAACUCAAGCGGCUUAGGACUAACCCAUACUCGCACACUCAACACAAUAAGUGCUUACCACCCACAUUUGCACAUCUGUCAUUGGUAGACCGGACUCCAUGUCACUCUCGUGUAUUGGUGAAUCAUAUCGGUUCAAGAUAGAAUAGGCCUCGUGAUCGGACCCGAACCAGAGGAUUAUACUUUUAUACUAUUGCGUCAAGACCAGACCACUGCAUUGAGCUCAAUAAGGGCCAUACACCUGUCCAGCGCUAACGUGGCUAGAGAUAAAUACUUUCUACAACCAGUGUAUCUUUGAUGGCUUCGAAUUCGAUGAUGACUUUGCUCAAACCCAAGACCUCUGCGGCUGAAGAGAGAGACCAGAACGACCCUCAUACCCUUCAAAAAGAGGCCAAUACCACAUUGUGCGUUCCAUAUGAUGAGAUGAUCCAGAAUCUUUGAUCAAUGUACCAAAGAAGGAUAUGACUGUAGCUUCAGACAAGGCUCCUUCGGCAUACACCCUCUCUUGACCUCGGCAGCCUUUCUUCGGGAACACUAACACCUCCAUCCAAAGCCUCCCGCCUACUACCUCACCUCGCUUGGAUGCACGGCAUCACAACUAGCCGCCCCCAGUAGAUCACACCAAGCCACGCUACUCGAGCUGACCAGGAUGGACAGUUGCAUUGUGCAGCAAUAAUGGCAAUUCGACAUACCGACUCGUGCGAUUAAUGUGACCCCUCGUUAGUCAGGUCUGGGACCGAUAUAUCCUGAUGCACAUGAUCGCCUGCCGGUAUCGUAUCGACUUGCUUGAAAAGCUCCUAGGUACUAAUGUUGAUCUACGAAUAUCCUUAGCUCGUAGAUUCCCUUUGGGCACUAUAAUGACAUCACAGUUAUUCAUGGUGCAAUUUCGGGAGUCCGAUUAUUUCGGGAGGCUAUCAUUACGAUGCCAAACUGUUAUCGACUUGCACCCAGAUAAUCAUACAUGGAGCAAUAACCGACGAUGACGUCGGUUACACCUGGAAGCAAUCACUCGCUCUCUGGUCAGCUAGUUAAGUAUAUUUGCUAUCUGCAACGGGUACGAAGUUGCAGAAAGCCUCAUCACCUGCAUCAACACUAUUUAUAAAUACAACAUUGCAGAAUAAAUAAUUGCAAUAUAGGGGAAUACCGUACCGAACGACGAAGAAACAGUAUAUGCAAAACACAAAAUGACAAACACUUCAAUCGAGUCGUUGCUGUCGAAUCCUGAUUUUCUGCGGCAUCUAGAAUUGAACUGGAGCUCGAAUGCUGAUCUGUGGAGAUUGACUUCCGUCACUCAACUGCAAGAACGAAUGCCUUGGUCGAAAGCUAAGUCUACGGAUCGAUGCUCAACAAGGAAUCCCUUCCGCAAGCGGUAGUAGUAUUUGGAUCACACGAUCAGUGUUUUCAAUGGAUUUGCUAAAGUGCAACAGAAGAGUAGACAUAUUAGAGCUAAAACUUUCAAGUCAGCUAAAGCAUUUAGGCAUUCUUGCAUGGAAGCCAAGUUCAAGACCUUUCUAGUCAGGACCCAUUAGCCAUGCUUUAUUACCUCACAUGUCGAGGAAUCAGAACGAAGAUGAUUACGAUGCCGCUGACAAUUGAGACUUCGGUGUGGAAUGGAAUUUAGGCGAUUGACCCAAUGGCAGUUCGAAAAGAGCUAGCCCCCUUCAACCUUCGGCUGGACAGGUCAUUGGUCUCGGCGGAAGAGAUGAUAGAUCGCUUUUGCGGGAGGGCUCACACAGUUUCAUUAACUUGUGAAAUAAGUCGCGGCUGAAAACCCACGACGAGACCUCGGGGAUAUUCACAAGUGAACCUAAUAGUCGCUUAGAUAGACAUCGCGUUCUGCGCCUAUGUGGGCUCGGUUAAGCGGCUCAACGAAUGAAUUGUCGCCCUUUUGGCGGUCGUAGGACGGAGUAUUGAUUGUAUGUAGAGGAGCCGAAGAUACCCUUUUUUAGUUCGUCAGAAAGAAAGCUAAAUAUGGCGGUCUUAAUUAAUUAUCUGACUCGAAGCUCGGUAUACGCUGCUGAUCUAGAACAAGUGAAUCCGCUCAGGGUCGAUUUCAGCUG